AUGAUUGUCCCAAGCUCCCUCGUCCCCGACCUCUCCUUUACCACACUCGAGUCCGGCCGCUACCACCUCCUCCACCGUCUCGGCGCCGGCUCCUUUGGCGUCGUCUAUGCUGCAGUCGAGUACCUCUCGGAGUCCUCCCCCGCGGUUCCUCGGGCUAUCAAAAUCAUUCCCGCUAUGGGCGGUGUCAAGGCCAAGGCGUUGCAACAGCGCGAAAUCGACAUGCACACUAUCGUCUCCGACAACGAGCACGUCGUCACCCUCCACCGCGAGUUCACCGACGGCCAACAUGUCUACCUUGUCAUGGACUACUUCGAAGGCGGCAGCCUUUACGACUUCAUGCGUCGACGCAACUGGACGCCCAUUGCGGGCAGCGACGCCGUGCUCAAGCGCAUGUUCCUCCAGAUCCUCGACGGCGUUGCCGAGUGCCACGCGAAGGGGGUCUCGCACUGCGAUCUAAAGCUCAACAACAUCCUCGUCAGCGAGGACAUGUCCGAAGUCCGCCUCGCCGACUUCGGACUCGCCACCAGCGAGCUUUUCAGCUCCGACUUCGGUGCCUCAACUCCCCAGUUCAUGUGUCCUGGUGGUGGUGGUGUCUUCAUUCGCCCCUACAACACCCAGCGGAACGACAUCUGGGCGCUCGGCGUCAUCCUCCUCAACCUCGCGGUCGGCCGGCUCCUCUGGCAGGAAGCCUCCACCGACGACGUCUACUACCGCGCCUUCUGCGAGUACCCCGAAUACCUCCGCGCGGCUCUGCCCAUCUCCGCCCCACUCGACGCCCUCCUCCAGAGCGUGCUCACGCCCAACCCCUCGGACACGCUCUCGCUCGCCCAGUUCCGCGCCAAGCUCCUCGCCGUCGAUUCCUUCUGGAUGACCCCCGACGAGCUCGAGGCCGCCUACCCCAGCGCGCGCAACAUCUGGGCCCGGUACCGCCACAACCUCGACUCCCUCGACUCCCUCGACUCCAGCUCCGACUACGAGUCCGAGUCCGAGUCCGACGGCGAGAUCGACACCGACUCGGACAUGUCCGACAGCGACGACAGCGCUGCGAGCAGCCCGCUCUUCAGCCCGGUCGAGCCCGCCGCCGUGCCCGAGGACGCCAAGGUCGCCGACUGCUGGGAGGAGCAGUACGGCGCGGCCGUGCGCGCCGCCAACUACGGCCCCGCGGCCACAUACGACCUCUCCGCGGCGACGAACGCGUCCGCGACGGGCAACGCGGAUGUGUUCUCCUCCAUGGACUCGGAAGACACCGCGACGGACAGCGAGGGGCCCGCGACGCGCGACUUCGUCACGUCCUCGCCUGUGCUCGAGGAGGGCGACGGCAAGCUGCGCCGGAGCUACGCGAGGAGCUGGGAUCUGCAGGAGUUCAUGUGA
Messenger RNA from Epithele typhae, 1371 nucleotides. RefSeq names its product kinase-like domain-containing protein. The coding region runs from base 1 to 1371 and encodes 456 amino acids. The record is from RefSeq and is a predicted model, not a curated record. Gene Ontology annotation, molecular function: protein serine/threonine kinase activity; ATP binding. NCBI's taxonomy places the organism in Eukaryota, Fungi, Basidiomycota, Agaricomycetes, Polyporales, Epitheliaceae. Gene Ontology annotation, biological process: protein phosphorylation; intracellular signal transduction. The transcript has 2 exons.